This is a messenger RNA of Urocitellus parryii (Arctic ground squirrel), 1108 nucleotides long. It is a transcript of the gene Rdm1, whose product is annotated as RAD52 motif containing 1. NCBI's taxonomy places the organism in Eukaryota, Metazoa, Chordata, Mammalia, Rodentia, Sciuridae. The record is from RefSeq and is a predicted model, not a curated record. Gene Ontology annotation, molecular function: RNA binding. Gene Ontology annotation, cellular component: nucleolus.
GCGCAGGCGCAGUGACAGUAGGAUGGCGGAGWUGGUUCCUUUCACGGUUCCCACUGAGAGUGACAAAACCCUGUUGGUGUGGGAGCUGAGCUCUGGACCCACGGCCGAGGCCUUGCAUUAUUCUCUGUUCACAGUAUUCUCCCGGUUUGGCCUUCUAUAUUCAGUCCGGGUCUUCCCAAACGCMGCAGUGGCCCGCCCUGGUUUCUAUGCCGUCAUUAAGUUUUAUUCAGCAAGGGAUGCCAAAAGAGCCCAGGUAGCAUGCGACAGGAAACUGCUUUUUCAGAAAUCUCCAUUGAGGGUUCGUCUUGGCACCAGACAUAAGGUAGUUCAACAUCAAGCCUUUGCCCUAAACAGUUCACAAUGCCAAAAACUGGCAAAUUACUACUUUGGUUUCAAUGGAUGGUCAAAAAGGAUCAUUAAGCUUCAGGAGCUUUCUGACCUGGAAGAAAGGGAAAAUGAUGCUCUGGAGUCACCAAUGGAGAAGCGAAGCCUGAAGUUCUUCUGUGCUUUAGAGGUGGUGUUGCCAUCCUGUGCAUGCAGGAGUCCGGGAGUAGGCAUUGUGGAGGAACCUUUGGAUCAGCAGGAGGAAGGACCAUUAUCAUUCCUUAUGAAAAGAAAGAAGGCCCAGAAGCUUGCUGUUCAGAAGGCUUUAUCAGAUGCAUUCCAGAAACUGUUCAUUGUAGUUUUAGAGAGUGGUAAAAUAGCUGUGGUAUACAGACCCAGUGAAGAGAUCAGAGUUGCCAGAAAUGAAGAAGAACUACAUGAUAUAAUUCAAGUCACUUGCUUCUCUUGGAAGCAGUAUAGCCAAGGGGAGGAAGAAUAUCUCUCGGAUUUCAGCCUGGAAGAGGAAGAAUUCAGGCCACCAGAACUGGACUAGCACUACUGAAUAUCCCCAGAAGCUCAGUCCUGUGACUUCCUUGGGAAUCUCUGCCGCCCCCCACCCAAUGGGCUGCUAGAGUCCCGGGGCCACCCACAUCUAGGGCCCAGAUCCUGCUUCAAUGUAGGGGAGGGGGCCUGUAGGAGUCGAUUGUGGCCCCUGCCGGGGGAAGGGAAGCUUGGGUUGGUUGAUUGUGGGAAAAGGCUCCCCGUCUGAGCUAGCCUAAUAAAU